UUGAAGAGAUUUGGAAGUGUUCUUUCUACGUCAUGUUUGUGAGAUCUGUUCAAUUUUAAAUUGGAAUUUUAUGAAUGUAUGUAACGGUCAAUGUUGUAUAGUUUUGUAGUUCGAAAAAUAUUAUUUAUUAAGACAAAAAGACAUACUUCACGUGAAUUAAUUUGAUAUAAUCUCAAUUAAUUUAGAAGUUCAUUAGCAUUUGCUUAAUAAAUAUAACAUUAUUUCAAUGAAGAAAUUUAUAUUGGAUAUUACAUACAAUGUGGAAUAGGGUUUAAACAACAGUUAUUAUAGUAAUUUUAUUGAUAUAUAAUUACUAUAUUUGAUAUAAACAACUCAUACAAUGGAUAAUUAUUGUGCUCCACAAUGGGUAGAUUUUACAUCUAGUCCACAAGUACCAUCUGAUGAUUAUUUCGAUAAAUAUCAUGACAUCUACGAGUCUAAAUUAUGUACUAAAGAAUACCAAAGUACCAAAUCAGCUAAGAAGAUAUCUGAAAUUAUUGAAACACCCAACAAAUCUGUGCAAUCGCAAAAUAGAUAUUUUAUAAAAUCUAUGUCAACUGAAAAUUUACAAACAGAAAUAGAUAGUCUCAAGAAUACACCGAUAAAAGUAAUAUAUCCUUCACCGUAUAAUAAUAGUAAACAUAAAGUUAUAAAACAAGUGAGUUAUGAAAAUAUUUUGAAUGAAGCUAUGCAAAAUGUUCAGCUUUGUGAAGAUUUAUGUAAUGAUAAAAAGGAUAUAGAUGUAUCAUCAACAGAAAACAUAUUUAAGAAGCCAAUACCAAUUAAAAGUAAAACUUCCUUCAAGCCUGUGAAGAUUCGUGAAAUAGAAAAUAAUUCUGCAUUGGUUUCAACCAAUAAACAAAUGCAAGACAUUGAGAGAAAUACACUUAAAGAAGAAACAAAAAAUGAAUCUUUAUUUAGCAAUGAUAUGCUUAAACCAGACACAAGUUCAUCGAUAAAAGUUAUGAAAAAUUUUAGUAAGACAUCAAAAAUUGAUGAUCAUUUAAAAUGUAACAUACAGCAAAACAAUGACUUGAAAAAUGAUCGUUCUAAAAUAAAAUUAAAUAACAAAAAUUUUAAAUUGAAGUCUUCUGGUUUAAAACAACAAUCUUCUAUGAAACAAAAAUGUUCAACUACAAAGAUAAAUACACAUAAUAGACCUGUUGUAACACUUAGUCACAAAGAUAAAGAAAAAUCCAAGCUUAUACAAGUGGAGAAGAAUCAAUCAGAAACAAAAUUUGUGCAUAAUAACUCUGCAGACUCUUCAACUUCACAUAACAAAAUUACACAGAAAAAUAUUAGAGUUGCAAAUGCAGAUACUACAGUUAAACAAACUCAUAAACCUUAUUCUUCUUUUUCCAAAGAAGGAAAACUAUUUUGUCAAAAGAAUAAUGCAUCAAAAAGAAUGGUUACUACAAUUGUAGGUAAUACUGGAUCAGAAAUUAUAAUUAAAAAAGAAAAAAUUCUAUUUUUUGAUAUUCCUAUACAUACUAAACAAAAAAAGAUUACAUGUCCAGUACCCUUCAGUUUUGAACAUCGUGAUAAAAUUAAGAAACAAUUAAAACUAGAUCAAUCAGAAUCCAAAUGUAUUAAAUCAAAAUCAGUCCCUAAUUUAAAAUUAUUAGAUAUUAAUAUGCCUCAAAAAAUGCCAAAUAAAUUAUUUGAUACAGGAAAAAAACCUCUCAUGAGUUCUUAUAGUAGCAAAGAAAUUAAUGACAAAAAUAAAAAUAAUAAAUUUGAAGGAAGUAAAAAAAGUAGUACUGCUUACAUACAUUCAUUGCCUCCACAUAAACUAGUGAAAACUAUUGAUCCAAUAAAAAAUAAAAUUGAGAAAAAGAAAAUUCAAGAUAGUCAAAAUAAAAAGGAUGCAAUUCAGGCAAAAAAAUCACUUGCAUCUGUUUCUUGUAAAAAUAUUCAAAUUAAUACAAAUUUAAAAAUUAAGAAACAAGAGAUACUAGAAGUAAAUAAAAAAUGUAUUGAGAAAGAAAAUAGACAACCUAAUGUUAAUAUGUCUAUUACAAAUAAUAGUACUUUAAAUCAGAGCAAAGGAAUUAAGUUAAAAAGUACUGGGUUUAAAAUUAAUGUCGAGGAAAGAGAAAAACAACGUCGUGUAUUAGAAGAUAAGAUGAAGCAAAAGAAAAUUUUACAAGAGGAGAAGAUUAAAAAAGAAAAAGAAGAAAAGGAAGCAAAUGAAAAAUUGGAAAUAGCAAAACUUCGAAAACAAACUGAAAUAAGAGCUAGACCAAUGCCAGUAUAUAAACCACUUAUUCGUGUCAAGUCUACAAAACCUUUAACUAAACCACAAAGUCCAGCAUGGUCAAUUGGCCAUUUGGAAAUACAGAGCGGGUCCAUUCAGGCAAGGGAAGAUUCAUCAUCCAUUCUGCCAUAAGAAUAUUAUAUAAAGAAUACAUAUCUAAAGGAGUGCUAAUAUUUUUACCACUCCACUUUGUCAAAUUGGAGUUCAUUUCACUAAAUUCAUUCAUCUUCUGUAUGACUUCAGGUGUUUUUAAAACUCUUUGGUAUUCUUCUAUAUAUCUAUAAAUAGUCAAAUUUAAGAUUUUAUAAGAGUUAAGUGCAAAUUUAUUAGCAUAAAAUUUAUACUGUUUAAACAUACGAAGGACAAUCCAUAGGUAAUAAGAUAUUAUCUUCAAUCCAAGGAACAUAUGUAAUAGGUAUUGGUUGCCAAUUUAAAUCAUAAUUCCAUUUUUGAAUAUUUUUAGGCGGGAAUAAUCCUGCAAGAACAAGUAAUAACGACAUUUUUGUUCUUGAAUAAUCUGUAGUGUGGGCUUUUAUCAGUUCUGGUGUAUAAAUGUCAUUUAAGAAGUUUCUAUAUCUUGAUCUGAGAAAUUUUCCAAAUUCAUACGCACGCUUUUUACCAUUCUGAAAUAUGUAAAAAAUUUAUAUUUUUUGAAUAAUACAUUUUAUAAAUAC
Messenger RNA from Vespa mandarinia (Asian giant hornet), 2931 nucleotides. RefSeq lists its product as uncharacterized. NCBI's taxonomy places the organism in Eukaryota, Metazoa, Arthropoda, Insecta, Hymenoptera, Vespidae. The record is from RefSeq and is a predicted model, not a curated record.